Leucoraja erinaceus (little skate) is the source of this 1027-nucleotide messenger RNA. Its product is annotated as pleckstrin homology-like domain family A member 2. Bases 171 to 557 code for a protein of 128 amino acids. The record is from RefSeq and is a predicted model, not a curated record. The transcript is spliced from 2 exons. Gene Ontology annotation, biological process: positive regulation of apoptotic process. NCBI's taxonomy places the organism in Eukaryota, Metazoa, Chordata, Chondrichthyes, Rajiformes, Rajidae. Gene Ontology annotation, molecular function: phosphatidylinositol phosphate binding.
AAAUGUUGAAUUGAAUAAAAAGCUAUCUUGGGCAUGUUACAACAGAUCCUGAGCAGCGCCGCGGUACUAGAAGCAGGAGGGACGAGAGAGAGAGAGAGAGAGAUGAACUAGAAAGGGCCAUCGUCGCAAGUUCUUAGAUAACAUUUGCAGUAAAAGGGAACACAGGCGAGAUGGAUGGGCAGAAUAUUCUAAAGGAAGGGCUGUUGGAGAAAAGGAGCGACGGGUUGCUGCAGCUUUGGAAGCGGAAAAACUGCGUGUUGACGGACGAAGGGCUUUGCAUCCACGACCCGAAGGCGAGCCGGUCCAAAUGCAAAGUGCUGGCGUUUGAGAACAUGAAGACGGUGGACUGCGUGGAGAGGAAGGGGAGAUAUGUCUAUUUCACCGUGGUGAUGGCAGACAGCAAGGAGAUUGACUUCAGGUGCCUGGAGGAGUCGACGUGGAACGCCGAGAUCACCCUGGGCAUGGUUCAGUUCAAGAACCGCCAGGCGAUCCAGUCUGUGAAAUCCAGACAACUGGCACACAUCUGCACCCCGACAGCUAUCAGCACCAUGUCCUGAUCCAAAGACACACACACACACACCCACACAAGGGGCAUUAGCAAUAUGCAAAAGCAGCGAACAAUUCUCAACCUGCGACCAAACAAGACUGAAUGUGACAGCAUUAAAGAUGUGUCUGCAGUCAACAUAAGAAUAUACAUCAGUUCAACCAAAUGACAAUCAUGAAUCACAGUGGAUUAUUUUUCAUGAGAUGGACUAGAAUAAUUUAGAGAACAGAUUCAUUAUUCACAAAAUGCUUCGAAGUCUUAAUUUUUUUAUUUAUUAAAUGACCAAUACUCAAAUGUAGUGAUGACUUCAUUAUUAGUCAUGCAUAAUACAUUGUAAAUUACUAUGCCUACUUUAUUUAUUUAGAUAUAAUGUCUUCACAUUGUGACUUUACUCUGCCAAAUGGAAAACCUUGCAAUCUGUAUGUCAAUUUUCUUUUUGUCUGUUAUGCUGUAAAUAAAAAAAUAGAUGACUAUGUACUGAAA